CAAGAAAAGGAGAGAAAGUCAAGGAAAUAGUCAAAACCUCAAAACUGAACGUUAGGGUUUUUGGUGGUCGUUUCUCAGAGUUGGAGCAAAGAGGUUACGGAACAACUCCUUAGCCACCCUUUAUCGUCAUGGAAGAACAACACCCAGUGACAAAUUCGAAAAGUCGAAAAAACCAAGAUGGGAACAAAAGCCAGAAAAGCUCCAAGUCUCCAGGUCAGGCGAAAGAGCAUAAGGACCAACUGGAAAGACUUAGUGAGAAGGACCCAGAGUUCUAUGAUUUCUUAAAAGAGCAUGACCAGGAACUUCUACAAUUUAAUGAUGAGGACAUCGAUGAAGAUUCAGAUACUAACUUGAAAGAAGAUGAAACACCAGUAGAUGAUGAAAUACAAGUGGAUGAAGAGACUGGCCGUCAUGAUGUUGUACAAAAGAAAAAGAAACAAUCUAAACAAGUUAUAACUAGUGAAAUGGUUGAUUCCUGGUGCAACUCAAUUAGAGAAGAUGGGAAGUUGAGUGCUAUUCAUUCUCUAAUGAAAGCUUUCCGCACUGCCUGCCACUAUGGUGACGAUAAAGAGGAUGAGUCUAUGUUAGAUUUCAGUGUUAUGUCUAGCAGUGUCUUUAAUAAAGUGAUGUUAUUUGUACUUAAGGACAUGGAUGGAAUAAUCCGAAAAUUGUUGGAGCUCCCUGCUUUUGGUGGGAAGAAGGAGACCAUACUAGAUGUGAUGAACACAAAACGAUGGAAGAACUACAACCAUUUAGUGAAGUCAUAUCUUGGAAAUGCCUUACAUGUCUUGCGUCAAAUGACUGACACAGAAAUGAUAUCAUUUACUUUACGGCGUCUUCAAUACUCUUCCAUAUUUUUGGCUGCUUUUCCUGUUCUCUUAAGGAAGUACAUUAAGACUGCUGUAGACUUAUGGGGUUUAGGGGGAGGUUCCCUCCCUCUUGUCUCCCUUCUGUUUCUAAGAGAUUUGUGUGUUCGGCUUGGAUCCGAUUGCUUAGAUGAAUGCUUUAAGGGGAUAUACAAAGCCUAUGUCUUGAACUGCCAGUUUAUAACUGCAGCAAAAUUGCAACAUGUCCAAUUUCGUGCAAAUUGUGUAAUCGAACUCUACGGUGUAGACCUUCCCACUGCAUAUCAACAUGCCUUUGUUUUCAUUCGACAAUUAGCAAUGAUUUUGCGGGAAGCACUCAAUGCAAAAACUAAGGAAGCAUUCCGAAAGGUGUAUGAGUGGAAGUUCAUGAACUGCCUUGAGCUCUGGACUGGGGCCAUCUCUUCCUACGGCUCAGAAGCCGACUUUAGGCCCGUUGUGUAUCCCCUGGCCCAAAUAAUUUAUGGGGUAGCCCGUCUAGUUCCAACUGCUAGAUAUUUUCCCCUUAGAUUGAGGUGUGUUAGAAUGCUUAAUCGAAUUGCUGCUUCGACGGGUACUUUCACACCGGUUUCUAUGCUACUUUUGGACAUGCUUGAAAUGAAAGAACUGAAUAGGCCUGCCACGGGCGGUGUUGGCAAAGCUCUUGAUUUGCGUACGAUACUUAAGGUUAGCAAGCCAACACUGAAGACCAGAGCAUUUCAGGAGGCAUGUGUGCUAUCUGUUGUUGAUGAGCUUGCUGAGCAUUUGGCGCAGUGGAGCUAUUCUAUUGCUUUCCCUGAGUUGUCUUUUAUUCCAGCUGUACGAUUGCGCAGCUUCUGCAAAUCAACCAAGGUUGAGAGGUUCCGGAAAGCAAUGAGGGAGCUUAUUCGUCAGAUUGAGGCUAACUGUCAGUUUACAAAUGAAAGGCGUAUGUCAAUUUCUUUUCUACCAAAUGAUCCUGCAGCAGCAUCUUUCCUGGAGGAUGAGAAAAAGUCAGGGGUAAGCCCUCUAUCGAAGUACGUUUUAACUCUACGCCAAGUAGCACAACAAAGAAAUGAUUCGUUGUUUGAAUCCAGUGUUCUCGUGGGGGAGCAUUCAUCUGUAUUUGGAAGUAAAGUACGGGAAAGUGAUGAAGAAUAUGACCCCAAGGAUGAGGAAGGCACUACUGUCUUCAGUUCAUCCUGGUCCCGUUCUUCAUAGGCAAAACAACCCAAUGAUACGAAAAAGAAGAAAAGGAAGAGAAAGACUGAGCACCAGGACCAAGUAGCCAUGGAUGAAGAUAUUGUUCAGGACUUGGCGCUCAGUUCUGAUGAAGAAGAUGGGUCUUUAAGUGACACCUUCUCAGCUGAGGAAGAUGAAGAGAGGAAACCAGCGCCUUCAAAACUGGAAAGCAAGAAGCAUAAACACUCUACAAAUACAUCAAAGAAGAAUGUAAAAUCUCAAGCAAAAAGAUCAAAGAAGAGAAAGAAGGCUAAUGGAGAUAAAUCUCUUAAAGCAUAGGCCGAAUCGGAUGCAGUUAGGAAUGUGGGCAGGAGGCAAAUGGCGGAAAGUCAUCUGCGAGAGAGUUCCUACAUCUUCCUCCCACAGCAUGCUUCAAGGCAGCAACAAUGAAGUUACAGACAUCUUCCUCACCUAUGGAAAAAAAGGGAGAAAAAAAAACCAUAAGGGUUCAGAAAGCAUUUCAAAAAGACCAUUCGCACAGAGACCCAAGUAUCCAUUGUGAGGUCAGAUAGUCUAACCUUGUUUUGUCAAAUCCUUUUUCUUUCAACAGUAAUUAUGAUAAUUGUACUUUAAACAGCUCGUGCAGAGCGGUCUUCAUUCUGGCCCUUGAAAACCAUUUUUGUCAAUUCAUUUUGUUCAAUGUGAAGAGAUCCAUUUUGCGCUU
Molecule: messenger RNA, 2727 nt
Organism: Prunus avium (sweet cherry)
Lineage: Eukaryota; Viridiplantae; Streptophyta; Magnoliopsida; Rosales; Rosaceae
Product: Noc2p family
Biological process (GO): ribosomal large subunit biogenesis
Cellular component (GO): nucleolus; Noc1p-Noc2p complex; Noc2p-Noc3p complex
Source: RefSeq, a predicted model, not a curated record